CGCCGAUGCUGGAGGCGACAACGUCGUUCCGCGCAUGGAAGACCACCUUCCUAGCGUCGUCGGCGCAGUUCCAAGCGUACUACCUCCGUGACCGCAUCCGCGCCGAGGCCAACGCCUCCAUGACGGCGCAGGAAACGACGCCAACAAGCAACGAUGCUCGGGACGUGCUAUCUUUUGCGGAGCACGAGCGCAAGCUCAUGCUGCUGGCGACCCAGCGCCUCCAGCACACGACCGCGACGAUGGCAACCCGGUACCUUUUGUCGGCGAUCGCACCGGCCUUGCGCGUCGACCUCAAUGAGACCGACGGACCGUACGCGCUCUGGUCGGCGCUCGAAGCCAAGUGCGUGGGAGGUGAUCUCUUGGGCUUGCUGCAGUCGCUUGUCGAUCUCGAGCUCCGAUACCCGACGGCAACUGCAACCCGCGCCUUUCUCCAGGCCUUUGACGUGCGCAGCGCAGCCUUCCUGGACGCACUCCUCGCGCUGGAUGAAUCGACGACGACCGACGUGGACACUUAUCGCUGCAGAGUCAUGGCCAAGUUGCAGUGUGUCUUUCUGGGCCAUGCGCUCUCGCCCGGUCUCGCGACUGCCUUUCCCGCAUGGCAACGGGCCAUCGGCGGUUGGCAGUACGCGGAGCUCAAGCAGCGCCUUGUCGAGCACGGCGAGAGCCUACCUGUGUUUGCAGCCUUCCCGCCCCGGCGCCGAGCCGCGCCGGACAGUGCUAUCGACACGAAGGACACUGCUAUCGACACGAAGGACACCUGGAUGGAAGAGGCGCCAAAACGCGACGAUGCGCCGCCACGUAUGAGCAAAAGCACGAGUCUGCUGCCAACGUCGGUCCUAGUGCAAGCAACCAGCGUCGCUGCCUGCCAUUACUGCACUGUGAUGCAGCAUACCACGCACAACUGCCCUUUGCUGAAAAAAGACUUUGCGGCCAAUGCGGUGCGCGCUACGUUUGCGGUGCCGUACAUGGCGACGUGCUCCUACUGCCUAGCGCCGUCGCCGCACAGAGAGUCGAGCUGCCCGCACCUCGCAAAGGACCUCACGCGCCGUUGCGUGCGCCCAGCCUUCCAGCUGCCGCUCGGGCAGUCGUGGCCUGACACCGGUUGCGACGUCAACCUUGUCCGGGACCGCGCCAGAGCGCCGAUGGAGCUCGUGUACGCCCGCCACAACAAGGAUAUGCACUGCGCCUACUGCAACACCAACGACCACCGUCUCCACGGCUGCGGCACACUCCGGCUCGCGAUGCUCCAGCGCUCGGUGCGAAAGGGAUUCGUCGUGCCGCAAGGUCUCUGGUGCAGGUACUGCGUGUCGUUUGGCCGCUUUGAAGGCCACGCGGAAGCCCACUGCCGCUGGCUCGUCGAGCACGUGCACACGGGCGUGCCGAUCUCGCGCCAGUGUCUACCUCUACGCCUCGUGCUGCCCACUCUGCCGACGCCCGAGUGCAGCUACUGCGGCCACCAAAGCCACAAGGUGGAGCAGUGCACGAUGCUUCAGUUUGAUGUGGUCGCUUCGAGCGUCCGCCCCGACUUUUGCAUCCCGGCUAGCGUUGGCUGCAGCUACUGUGUCUUGCACCAAAAUCUCCGGCAGCACCCACUGGAUGCGUGCUACCGGUUGAGAGAGCACCAAGCAGCGCGGCAAGUGCACCCGCGCUUUGCUGUGAGAAGCAGCAAAGGGCUUCUUAUGGGCAGCACCGAGCCACGAGAUACGAUCGAGCGGCUGGCCACGUACUCUGUUGAGGCUCCAAGCAAGCGGUCCAAGUACGGCCCUUGAAGAAUCAUCGUGUUUCGUUCAUGUAGUUGUGAAUGGUAUCGUGUAAUUUG
Saprolegnia diclina VS20 is the source of this 1819-nucleotide messenger RNA. RefSeq lists its product as hypothetical. Lineage: Eukaryota; Oomycota; Saprolegniomycetes; Saprolegniales; Saprolegniaceae. The transcript has 2 exons. Bases 6 to 1769 code for a protein of 587 amino acids. The record is from RefSeq and is a predicted model, not a curated record.